Micropterus salmoides (largemouth bass) is the source of this 2217-nucleotide messenger RNA. Its product is annotated as G-protein coupled receptor 183-like. The coding region runs from base 4 to 891 and encodes 295 amino acids. Gene Ontology annotation, cellular component: membrane. Gene Ontology annotation, biological process: G protein-coupled receptor signaling pathway. The record is from RefSeq and is a predicted model, not a curated record. Gene Ontology annotation, molecular function: G protein-coupled receptor activity. Lineage: Eukaryota; Metazoa; Chordata; Actinopteri; Centrarchiformes; Centrarchidae. The transcript has a single exon.
ACAAUGCUCCACUCCAACAUCACGGACUCUUUGACGUUUGGAGUUCCCCUCUCGGUGAACUUCGUCAGUCCUGAGGAUUAUUUUAUCUUUAUAUUCCAGAUUUUAUUUGCUACAACUACUGUUCUCGUAGCAGGAACAGUAGUCAUAGGCAUCUUGGCCACCAGAGCGCUGCGCAUUCAAAAAAGAUUUAUUUUCAUGCUGAAUACUAGUAUUUGUGAUAUGCUGGUUGGGUUUUCGGUAUAUUAUCUUGGUCUGUUUGAUGUUCAGGAGGGAUAUCCGUCUAGAAAUGGAACUUAUAAUGUUUUACCGUCACUUCUAGGGGUCAAUAUACUGACAUUUUUGUUUGCACAAUUUGACCGGUAUUUUGCUGUGUGUUAUCCAUUCACCUACAGCCGCUUCAUAACAAGACAUUUUGUGAUAGGCAUUAACAUCUACUGCUGGGUUUAUAAUUUUGCCCACUUGCUCGCUAGGAAUUUGUUGCCACUUUCCAAAGCGAUACAACUGUAUGUGUUCAGCAUCGUCUUCAUUCAAAUAGUUAUACUCACCAAAGUGGUAAUGACUAUCAAACUGUAUGUUAUUGCCAGAUUCCAGGUUGAUAGAGACCCUCCAAGUCCCGAGAAAGAAAGUAAGAAGGAGUCUUUGAGAAUUAUAAUAUUGGUUGUUAUAAGCUUCUUGGUGUUGUGGUACCCCUCUUUUGUCAAUAUUAUCGUCAGAUUUAUGGUAGGAGGAGGUCUGACAUUUAGGAACGAAGCCACCAAUCUGUUCGCCAUCAUGGCUCGUUUCAACGCUGUGUGCACACCGUCCAUGUAUAUCUGGGGGAGUCCGGCUCUGAGGGAAGCCGCGAUGAGGACAGUGUGGGGUAGAGUGUGUCCAAGAUGCAAGAGGAGGUAGGGGAGGCAUAAAGGCACAUGUUCAUCAACACAUACUGGGAUUUUUUAUCAUUUGAUGCAGUGGUUGCUUAUUUAAAUUGUCUUUAACCCCUUUUUUCAGAGUCGGUUCCAAAAAAUGAACGGAAAUAACAAGAACCCGACGACUCCAUUCAGUACGUUCUUCAACUGUAGCCUAUUUGUUUUUGCCAUCUCGCGUUUUCUCUAUCUUUUCUCUAUCAACAACGGAGUCCGUUUUUAUGCAAACACUAUUUUCUGAAAUAUUUGUACCUUAAAAGGUCGGGCUAAUGUUUCAUCUGAAUUAACUGUUGAUUUAGUGGCAGCGUCCCUUUAAUGAUCCAAAAGAUCGAUCAGCCAUUAGGCUACUAUUAAAUCUUAGAGAAGUAGUCGUACUGUAGUUUCUCUCCCCGUGAAUCUGAAAAAAUUACAUUAUAUAAGAAAUGUCAAACAAAGUGGAAAAUAAACCUACGUAAGCUUUAUAUAAAGUUCAGGUACAAUUUUAAAUAGUAAAUACGUUUGCACUAAUCAAUUAUAGCUACUAUAGGUGGGCAGAGCCGGAAUGCUCAACUGGCGAGUGGGUAUCUGGGUGAUCUUAUCCAGAUUAACAUAACAAGUGGACAGCUCGUUGUGCUGGGGGUAGGGAACAUUAGGUAAAGGAAAAGCCUGGUGUUUCCACUGUGUUUCCAGCCAUGUUAAAUGUAAAUUAGCCUAUCUAUAGGUUAAUAUGUAGAUUGCUGUAAGGAGUGUCGCUGUCCAUGGUGUGUGGUGCUGAAUCGCGGUUAAACCUAUAUGUAAACACAGUAGAGUGAUGAGCACACAAGUCAUGCUAUUUUGGCUUUUUGAUGUUUCUUGCUGUUACACUGUGAAUCUGUUAUGGUUUUGGCAGUCAGCUUUAAUAAAUAAACUAAACGUUUACGGUGGUGUUAAUGUUGUAGGCUACGUGUAUGCGUAUAUCCGCUUUUUAUACUCGGAGGUUGCGGCCCCGGCCUGACUGAGCAGGAGAUUUGUUGUGCAUUGACCUACAAAUAUGGAAAGCUUAAUAAUAUGUCCAUAACUUGAGAUGUAAGUAUCCCAAUUGAUUAUUGAUAUGUAAUCUUUAAAAAAAAAGAUUAAGAAAAGCAACGGCUAUGAAGGUUCGUUUGGAAACGGGAGACGAAUAAGAAUCAUACCUGGUGUCACAUACACAGUGGAUGCAGUGGCCUUUCCACAAAUAAUUUACGUAGAUGGAAUAAGCCAGACCUCUAGCUAAAUAUUUUCACUGAAAAUAAUGCUUUUGUUCAUUAAUUAAUCAUUGUUAUUUUUUUCAAAAUGUUUAUUAUGAAUUAGCCCC